Messenger RNA from Cajanus cajan (pigeon pea), 1550 nucleotides. Lineage: Eukaryota; Viridiplantae; Streptophyta; Magnoliopsida; Fabales; Fabaceae. The record is from RefSeq and is a predicted model, not a curated record.
AAGAGAGGGAGAGAGAGAGAGAAAGAGAGAGAAAAAGGGAAAUGAACACAGCAACACUUUGGUUGAGAGGAAGAAGUAUAACUGUAGGAAGUGAUUGGAGAUUUUGCGAAGCCAGAAUCAGAAUAAAGGGAAGAAGGUGCUUCUCUUCGUCGCCAAUGACACUAGUCCUCUCUUCAAUGCCUUACGAGAAGGAACUCGCCGCUGCAAAGAAAGCAGCCACUCUCGCUGCUCGUCUCUGCCAGAAAGUACAGAAGGCUCUUCUGCAAUCCGAUGUCCACUCCAAAUCAGACAAAAGUCCUGUCACAGUGGCUGAUUAUGGUUCACAAGCCUUGGUCAGCUUAAUACUAGAGAGAGAACUUCCUGCUGAACCAUUUUCAUUAGUAGCCGAGGAGGAUUCAGGGGAUCUUCGUAAAGAAAGUGGCCAGGAUACGCUGAAGCGCAUUACUGAACUUGUCAAUGAUACUCUUGCUAGUGAAGGAUCAAAUGGGUUUUCUACUUUAACAACAAAUGAUUUGCUUACAGCCAUUGACAAUGGUAAGUCUGAAGGUGGUUCUGUUGGAAGACACUGGGUUUUGGAUCCAAUAGAUGGCACUAAAGGGUUUGUAAGAGGAGAUCAAUAUGCUAUCGCUUUAGCUUUGCUAGAUGAAGGCAAAGUUGUAUUGGGUGUCUUGGCAUGUCCAAAUCUUCCACUGGCAUCCAUUGGCUCUAAUCAGCAGCAUUCUUCAAAUGAAGUUGGUUGUCUCUUCUUUGCUAAAGUUGGUGACGGAACAUACAUGCAAGCUCUGGGUGGUUCUACACAAACUAGGGUGCAUGUCUGUGAUAUUGAUAAUCCAGAAGAAGCAUCAUUUUUUGAAUCUUUUGAAGCAGCGCACACGUCGCAUGGCUUAUCUAGUUCCAUUGCAGAAAAACUUGGUGUCAAAGCGCCACCAGUCAGAAUUGAUAGCCAAGCAAAAUAUGGAGCUUUGUCAAGAGGAGACGGGGCUAUAUAUUUGCGUUUCCCUCACAAAGGAUACCGUGAAAAAAUAUGGGAUCAUGCUGCUGGCAGCAUUGUUGUGACCGAAGCUGGAGGUAUCUGCAUGGAUGCUGCGGGAAACCCUUUGGACUUUUCAAAAGGAAAGUUUCUUGAUGUUGUUUCUGGUAUUAUUGUCACAAACCAGAAAUUGAUGCCAUCGCUUCUGAGAGCAGUUAAAGAAGCACUCAAUGCGGAAGCAUCAUCCUUGUGAUUUCCACUAAGCUUGCCAACUUUGUUGUCGGCUCAAAUGUGGUAUAUUUCCUUCGUGAUCCGAUGAAGUUAAAUACAUGAUUGGACUUCUUAUAAUUUAUUUUGGAGCCUUUUUCUCCUUCCAUGUAUUCUCUUUAGUCCGGAGUUGAUGUUAUUUGAAUAUAUAUUGAUCCAAGAAUAACCUAAAAUUCAGUGAAUAUCAGGAUAAUAAAGAAAGGAUGGCAGGCAGUAACCUCAUGUCAAAUCUGAGGUUGCUACGGAUCAAAUAUGAACUUUGAAACAUGCAAUUAUCAACACUUGAGUAUAGCUUGAAAGCUUAUUUUAUUUA